Molecule: messenger RNA, 2885 nt
Organism: Symphalangus syndactylus (siamang)
Lineage: Eukaryota; Metazoa; Chordata; Mammalia; Primates; Hylobatidae
Gene: GEMIN6
Product: gem nuclear organelle associated protein 6
Biological process (GO): spliceosomal complex assembly; spliceosomal snRNP assembly
Cellular component (GO): nucleus; SMN complex
Molecular function (GO): RNA binding
Source: RefSeq, a predicted model, not a curated record
CUUAGGUAUCGUGUGGCUGCAGGACAGGACCAGAAAUCUAAGCUCUAGAGCUGUAGCCGCUGCCCCCUCGUUUGUGCAUCCUUCAAACAAAUUUUAAGGGGCAGUUGUCAUAAAUUGGGGGUGCCUCUCGAUGGCGGGAUCCAGCGGAGACACAGAGCCAGAGAGCGCGUGGGUGGAUAUCCGGAGAGUUUUCUGCUUCAGUUGAGGAGUGGGGCGAACUCCUUUGAUCGAUGGAAGGAAAAGCAGAGUUGAAGGAUUUGAGCAUCAUCUGCAGGCCAGAGGGAAAGCGAUUUGGAAUGUGGUUGUGGAUCGGAAUAGAUCUGUGCCAGAUGAAUUUCCUCAGACUGCACCCGCGGCAAAUCGGUGACCCCUCUGGUUUAGGCCGAAUUAUCUAGCCAGGUGGCAAUCAUGAGUGAAUGGAUGAAGAAAGGCCCCUUAGAAUGGCAAGAUUACAUGUACAAAGAGGUCCGAGUGACAGCCAGUGAGAAGAAGGAGUAUAAAGGAUGGGUUUUAACUACAGACCCAGUCUCUGCCAAUAUCGUCCUUGUGAACUUCCUUGAAGAUGGCAGCAUGUCUGUGACCGGAAUUAUGGGACAUGCUGUGCAGACUGUUGAAACUAUGAAUGAAGGUGACCAUAGAGUAAGGGAGAAGCUGAUGCAUUUGUUCACGUCUGGAGACUGCAAAGCGUACAGCCCAGAGGACCUGGAAGAGAGAAAGAACAGCCUAAAGAAAUGGCUUGAGAAGAACCACAUCCCCAUCACUGAACAGGGAGAUUCUCCCAGGACUCUCUGUGUGGCUGGGGUCCUGACUAUAGACCCACCGUAUGGUCCAGAAAAUUGCAGCAGCUCUAAUGAGAUUAUUCUGUCGCGUGUUCAGGAUCUUAUUGAAGGACAUCUUACAGCUUCCCAAUGAGAGGCCAGGAAGUGUGAACAUACUGAUAGAAAAAGACUGUUUUUUAUCCCUCAUAAAAUGCUUUGAAUGUAAAGGCACAUGACUGUGUGUGUGUGUGUGUGUGUGUGUGUGUGUGUGUGUAAUUCUUUGUUGUUUUGGUAAAAUCGGAGUGGGUUAUAAGUGCUAAUUUCCUUGGGAAAUUAAUGAACCAGGGCAAGUAUAGCAUCCCAUGCAUAAAAUUAGCACAGAGGCCGGGCAUGGUGGCUCAAGCCUGUAAUCCCAGCACUUUGGGAGGCCGAGGCGGGCGGAUCACGAGGUCAGGAGAUCGAGACCACGGUGAGACCCCGACUCUACUAAAAAUACAAAAAAUUAGCCGGGCGUGUUGGCGGGCGCCUGUAGUCCCAGCUACUUGGGAGGCUGAGGCAGGAGAAUGGCAUGAACCCGGGAGGCGGAGCUUGCAGUGAGCCGAGAUCGCGCCACUGCACUCCAGCCUGGGGGACAGAGCGAGACUCCGUCUCAAAAAAAAAAAAAAAAAAAAAAAAAAAAUUAGCACAGGGACAUUAGAAUUGUAUGGGUCUUUUCUUUUUUUUUUUCUUUUUUUUUUGAGAUGGAGUCUUGCUCUGUCACCAGGCUUGAGUGCAGUGGCGCAAUCUGGGCUCACUGCAACCUCCGCUUCCCAGGUUCAACUGAUUCCCCUGCCUCAGCCUCUCAAGUAGCUGGGACUACAGGCACAUGCCACCACGCCCAGCUAAUUUUUUAUAUUUUAGUAGAGACGGGGUUUCAUCUGUAUGGGUCUUUUCUUGUCAUGGGGUUACGCCCCCAUUUUUGUUAGGCAAGAAAAGCAUUUGGAAAAAAAUGUAACAUGUUAGAUUCAAUAUAAAAUAUUAUGGUAAGAUCAUGGUCUUGUUAAGUCUCUUCACUAACUGUAUAUGUCUGUUUUUAAAAGAUUUGUCUUGGCCGGGCGCGGUGGCUCACGCCUGUAAUCCCAGUGCUUUGGGAGGCCGAGGCGGGUGGAUCACGAGGUCAGGAGAUCGAGACCAUCCUGGCUAACACGGUGAAACCCUUUCUCUACUAAAAAUACAAAAAAAUUAGCCGGGCGUGGUGGCAGGCACCUGUAGUCCCAGCUACUUGGGAGGCUGAGGCAGGAGAAUGGCAUGAACCCGGGAGGCAGAGCUUGCAGUGAGCCGAGAUCGUGCCACUGCACUCUAGCCUGGGUGACAAAGCGAGACUCCAUCUCAAAAAAAAAAAAAAAAAAAAAUUUAUUGUGACACAGCAUUACCUAUUGAAUUACUGUUUUCUGUUUUUUUUGUGGGUUUUUGUUUUGGUUUUUGAGAUGGAGUUUCACUCUUGUUCCCCAGGCAAUCCACCAGUGCAAUGGUGCAAUCUUGGCUCACCACAACCUCCACCUCCCAGCUUCAAGCGAUUCUCCUGCCUCAGCCUCCCGAGUAGCUAGGAUUACAGGCAUGUGCCACCACGCCCCGCUAAUUUUGUAUUUUUUUAGUAGAGAUGGGGUUUCUCCAUGUUGGUCAGUCUGGUCUCAAACUCCCGACCUCAGGUGAUCUGCCCGCCUUGGCCUCCCAAAGUGCAGGGAUUACAGGUGUGAGCCACUGCACCCGGCUGUUUUUUGUUUGUUUGUUUAUUUUUGAGACAGAGUCUUGCUCUUGUCACUCAGGCUGGAGUGCAGUGGCACAAUCUCGGCUCACUGCAACCUCUGCCUCCUGAGUUCAAGCCAUUCUUCCUCACGCCACCCCCCUCCCAGUAGCUGGGAUUACCAGGCACAUAGCACCAUGCCCAGCUAAUGUUUGUAUAUCUAGUAGAGACAGGGUUUCACCAUGUUGACCAGGCUAGUCUCGAACUCCUGACCUCAUGAUCUGCCCGCCGUGGCCUCCCAAAGUGCUGGGAUUACAGGCAUGAGAGCCUCCGUGCCUGGCUUUUUUUUUUUUUUUUUUUUUUUUUUUUUUUUUUUUUUUUUUUUUUUUUUUUUUUUUUUUUUU